This is a messenger RNA of Aspergillus mulundensis, 1677 nucleotides long. It is a transcript of the gene erg4, whose product is annotated as c-24(28) sterol reductase. Gene Ontology annotation, cellular component: endoplasmic reticulum membrane. Gene Ontology annotation, molecular function: Delta24(24-1) sterol reductase activity. The record is from RefSeq and is a predicted model, not a curated record. The transcript is spliced from 5 exons. Lineage: Eukaryota; Fungi; Ascomycota; Eurotiomycetes; Eurotiales; Aspergillaceae. Bases 1 to 1677 code for a protein of 558 amino acids. Gene Ontology annotation, biological process: ergosterol biosynthetic process.
AUGACAGUUACCCGCUCUCAAACGGGCAGGACGCCCAAAAAAGUAGACCGCCCGGGCUACGUCGAGACUCCUGGCAGCCGCCGGACCACUCGCAGCAGCGUCGCGCCGUCAGAGGAGGUGUCCGAUUCAGCGACGGAGACAAGGGGCCGGACGAGAUCAACGACCCGCAGACGUACCACGAGAGUCAAGAGCGAGGAGGUCUCCGAGGGAGAAGAAGCCAAACACUCCCUAAGCAAUGGGCACGCCAAUGGACAUGCCAACGGACAAUCUUCAAAUGGGCACGCGAACGGGCACGCCACCAAGGAGGAGCGAAUCAUUGACGGCUGGGUCGAGGGCAAAGACCCCAAGGUCGACUACAGCGGACACUUUGAAUUUGGAGGAUCUCCGGGAGUUCUUUCUAUGAUGAUCGGCUUUCCGCUCCUGAUGUACUACAUGUGGAUUGGCGCGACCUACUAUGACGGCAAGUUCCCUCGCCCGUCAGAAGGUCAGAACAUGUCGCAAUUCUUCGCGCACAUGGGACACCUCGUAUACGAAGGCGCGUUCCCGUCUUUGAAGGCAUGGACCAUGUACUGGGUGUUCUUCAUUUUCGAAGGCAUUUGCUAUCUGGUGGUUCCUGGAAUCACGGUCAUGGGCCGGCCUUUGCCACACCUUGGCGGAAAGCAGCUGCCAUACUACUGCUCUGCUCUCUGGUCUUUCUGGACUACCAUUGUCAUUGCCUGUACCCUUCACUUUACUGGCCUUUUCAAGCUCUACACCAUCAUUGACGAGUUUGGCCCGCUCAUGAGCGUUGCUAUUCUGUCUGGCUUUCUGGUCGCCUUCGUCGCCUACUUCUCGGCCUUGGCUCGUGGGGCCGAGCAUCGCAUGACUGGCUCCCCUAUCUAUGACUUCUUUAUGGGCGCCGAGCUCAACCCCCGCAUGUUUGGCAUCCUGGAUUUCAAGAUGUUCUUCGAGGUCCGUCUGCCUUGGUAUAUUCUCCUGCUCGUCACCAUGGGCACGGCUGCGCGACAGUGGGAGGUAUAUGGAUACGUGUCCGGAGAGGUUGGAUUCUUGUUGAUGGCGCACUUCCUCUACGCGAACGCCUGCUCUAAGGGCGAGGAGUGCAUCGUAUCUACCUGGGAUAUGUACUAUGAGAAAUGGGGCUUCAUGCUGAUUUUCUGGAACUUGGCUGGUGUGCCCUUGAGCUACUGCCACUGCACAAUCUACCUUGCCAACCAUGACCCCGCCACUUACAACUGGAACCGCUACUUCCUGGUCUUCCUUUACGUUGCCUACCUGUUUGUGUACUGGGUCUGGGACACGACCAACAGCCAGAAGAACCGUUACCGUCAGAUGGAGCGUGGUACUCGUGUCUUCCGCAAGGCCUUCCCUCAGCUGCCCUGGCAGACUCUCCACAACCCCAAGACCAUUACGGCCGCGGACGGCUCCAAGAUCCUGGUUGACGGAUGGUACGGCAAGGCUCGCAAGAUUCAUUACACCUGCGACCUAUACUUUGCGCUGAACUGGGGCCUCAUCACUGGCUUCAACAGCCCCUUCCCAUGGUUCUACCCUCUCUUCUUCGCCUGCAUGAUUUCGCACCGCGCUCUGCGAGAUAUUCAGCGCUGCCGUAACAAGUACGGCGAGGCUUGGACAGAGUAUGAGAGACAGGUUCCCUACCUCUUCAUUCCUUACGUGUUCUAA